AUGAAAUGCACAUGCCAUCGGGAAUCUCCUUAUCAUGAAAAUCAAUUAUGGUCGUUACAAAAUGCGUUGAUUUACGGCUUUGAUGUAUUUAUUGAUAAAACAACUCGGAUGGCACAUUGGCCACGUGGAUUAACAUAUAGUCAUUCAUCAUUAUCACAUGCACAGCGUAUUCGAAUGACACAUUAUGCCAAGAAUGAUGUGAUGGCGGUAUCCUAUCUGGUUAGGCCCAUCAUCGAGAACUGGUCACUCGCGAAAAUCAAGGAAACAAACAUCGAAGCAAUGUUAGUCGCACUUCAACCAACAUUACCACCACCGUUACGUCAACCGUCGACAAAGAGGAAGGUUAAGAACAUCAAUGUACAAAACUUGGCAAAAAUUUUUGAAACUACCGAUUCGGAUAUUGAAACAAUACCGUCGGACGAUGAAAUAUACUUGAAUCAGUUAACCUCUCGAAUUCAAGACAACACUCAACAGGAAGACCAUCGCAGUACUGAGGGGUUAAGCCGAAAUGGCACGGGAGUCGCUGAUGAAAACGCCGAAUUCAAAUUAGCAACAGCAGUCACUAAUGAUAAGAUCGAUGAUGAUUUAGAGGAACCAACAAAUGAAGACCUUGUCGACAUUUCCGACGACGAAUUAGUUGACACCGAUUAUACAACAUACGCCUGUCGUGAAACACAGGGAACAGUUGACAUGUUUCAACUAGUUCCUGCCUCCGCGGAACAACAGCAACCACAACAAUCAAGAAAGAAACCGACACAAUCGACAACACAACCAGAGGAAAAGAAGAUACCGAUACAGACACCCGGUACGAAUACCUUUCUACUAUCGUUUUAG
Messenger RNA from Adineta ricciae, 834 nucleotides. NCBI's taxonomy places the organism in Eukaryota, Metazoa, Rotifera, Eurotatoria, Adinetida, Adinetidae. The record is from the annotation of a GenBank genome assembly.